AAGAGAAGUGCUUGUAAAUCCUUCCAUCUCAAUCACCUCCUUGAGAUUAACAGUUAACCUGACUGCUGCCUCUCAGGGGUUUUCAUGUCAGUGUCAAACAGAACAAAGUGCAAAGGGACAGAGCGGUGAACACACUCAUAGGGGAGGAGGACACCAACUAUCUCGGAGAGGAUACCCUUGUUGCCUUUUUGAGUCAUUUAGGAGACCCCUUCUGAAAUUGGUCAGGGUUUGUGCAGGUAGAGGGUUCAUAUCUGGAAAAGAUUAUGAUUGGAACUAUGGAGUUGUACGCCAAGGGUGCCAGUGUGUGGGUACCUGACCCAGAGGCCGUGUGGGUAUCAGCCAAGCUACUCAAGGACUACAACCUUGGAGAUGAGAAUGUGGUGCUGCAGAUCAGCGAUGGCAGGGAGGUGCAGUACCCAGUUGCGUCACCCUCAGGCCUCCCCCCUCUGGCGAACCCUGAUAUUCUGGAGGGAGAGAAUGACCUCACUGCUCUCAGCUUCCUGCACGAGCCUGCUGUUCUACACAACCUGAGAGUCCGAUUCCUGGACUACAGCAGCAUCUACACCUACUGUGGGAUUGUGUUGGUGGCCCUCAACCCAUAUGACCAGCUGCCCAUCUAUGGAGAGGAAGUGAUCGAUGCCUACAGUGGGCAGGACAUGGCUGACAUGGAGCCUCACAUCUUCUCUGUGGCAGAAGAGGCCUACCGCACCAUGACCAGGGAGGAGAAGAACCAGUCCAUUAUAAUCAGUGGGGAAUCUGGAGCAGGGAAAACAGUCUCUGCUAAGUUCACCAUGCGCUACUUUGCUGUGGUGGGGGGAGCAGCCCAGCAGACCAGUGUGGAGGAGAGAGUACUGGCCUCCAACCCUAUCAUGGAGUCCAUUGGGAAUGCUAAGACUACACGCAAUGACAACAGUAGCCGGUUUGGGAAGUACAUUGAGAUCGGCUUCGGACGGAAGGGGGACAUCAUUGGGGCCAACAUGAGGACGUACCUGCUGGAGAAGUCUCGAGUCGUCUUCCAGGCGUCACAGGAGAGAAACUACCACAUCUUCUACCAGCUGUGUGCUUCUAGAGACCUGCCAGAGUUGAGAGUCCUCAAACUGGGUGGUGCGGAAACGUUCCGCUACACGAACCAAGGAGGGGAAGAUUCCAUGCAGAUCCCAGGCACUGAUGAUGUUGUAGAUCUGGAGCGCACUCGCAAUGCUUUCACCAUUCUAGGUGUGCCUCCGGACCAGCAGAUGGAGCUCUUCAGGAUCCUUGCAGCUGUUCUGCACCUGGGCAAUGUCAACAUCCAGGCCAGUGGGAGAGGUGGUGAUCGAAGUUACAUUGAUGGGGAGGAGCGUUCCCUGUCGGUGUUCUCCAAGCUGCUGGGGGUGGAGAGGACCCAGAUGGCCCACUGGCUGUGCCACCGCAGGCUGACAGUAGGGGGAGAGAUGCUGGUCAAGCCCAUGCCUGGUCAGCAGUCCCUAGAAGCCCGGGAUGCCCUGGCCAAGCAUGUGUACGGUCAGCUGUUCACCUGGACAGUGACCCGGCUCAACUCAGCCCUCCGAGCCCAGAGCGAGAAGCCCAAGUCAUUUAUUGGGGUGCUGGACAUCUAUGGGUUUGAGACAUUUGAAAGGAACAGUUUUGAACAGUUCUGUAUAAAUUACGCCAAUGAGAAAUUGCAGCAGCAAUUCAACAGGCACGUGUUCCAGUUGGAGCAGGAGGAGUAUGUCCGUGAGGAGCUGCCGUGGAGCAGGAUAGAGUUCAGUGAUAACCAGCCGUGCAUCGCUCUCAUCGAGGGACAGCUGGGCCUGCUCGACCUGCUGGAUGAGGAGUGCAGGAUGCCCAAAGGUUCAGAGGAGAGCUGGGCUAGGAAGCUGUAUGAUCAGCAUCAGAGUAACAACCCCAGUCCACACUUCCGCAAACCUCGAAUGUCCAACACUGCCUUCAUCAUCAUGCACUUUGCUGACAUGGUCCAAUAUGAAUGUGAUGGGUUUUUAGACAAGAACCGGGAUACAGUUUUUGAGGAACCCAUCAACAUCCUAAGAGCCAGUCAGUCUGAGCUGGUGUCUGAGCUGUUCCAGCAGAAGCCAGUAGGGGGCAGUCUGUCCCUCUCAGAGGGGAAGUCCACUUUGUCCAAUGGCAGUCUGCGCUCUGGCCCUGGGAUGAGAGCUCAGCGGGAACACAAACUCACUGUGGGCUUCCAGUUCCGUCAGUCUCUGCAGCUGCUGAUGGACACUCUGAACAGCACCACCCCCCACUACAUCCGCUGUAUUAAGCCCAAUGACCUCAAAGAGCCUUUUAUGUUUGACCCUAAAAGGGCCGUCCAGCAGCUGCGAGCCUGUGGGGUGCUAGAGACCAUACGCAUCAGUGCUGCAGGCUACCCAUCCAGGUGGACUUAUGCAGAGUUCUUCAGCCGGUACCGGGUGCUGCUGCGUGGGGGCGGGGUUCAGACUCAGGAACAGAUCCAGGCGUCGUGCCAGAGGGCCCUGCCGGAGCUCAUUCCAGACCCGGAGCAGUAUUGCUUUGGGAAGACCAAGGUGUUCUUCCGUGCUGGGCAGGUGGCUCUGCUGGAGAGGCUGAGGGCAGAGAGACUGAGGGCGGCCGGGGUGGUCAUCCAGAGCUGGGUCAGAGGCUGGCUGGGCCGCAGGCGAUACAUCAAGACACGCUGGGCAACACUCACCAUCCAGAGAUACACAAGAGGAGCCCUGGCAAGGCGGCUGGCAGACCUUCUGCGCUACACCAAGGCAGCGCUGAUCAUCCAGAAGACAUACCGUAUGGUGGCGAUAAGACAGAUGUUUCUGAUGAUUCGCGAGGCCACCGUCACCAUCCAGGCUUUCACCAGGGGCUCGCUGGCACGACGCCAAUACAGACGGGUGGUGGCAGAGCGGGCUGCGGUGUUGCUCCAGUCUGCAGUGCGUGGCUGGCUGGCCCGCCUUGCUUACAGGAGGGUGAGGGCCGCCAUAGUGUUGAUGCAGUGUUGUGUGAGGCGGCGGGCUGCCAGGAGGGAGCUGCUGAAGCUGAAGGCAGAGGCUCGCUCGGUGGAGAAGUUCAGAGAACUCAACAAGGGCAUGGAGGUCAAACUGAUGCAGCUGCAGCUCAGGGCUGACCAGAAGGCCAGGGAGAGCGAUGCUCUGAGAGAGACCCUCCAGGCGGAGCGUAAGGCCCACAACACUGAGCUGGACACCCUGCGGGGGGCGCUAGUUAAGCUGGAGUACCAGUUAGAGACCCAGCUCCAGACUCAGCAGUCUCAGCCCAGCACCACCAUCACAGAGGAGGAGGAGAGGAGGAGGGCAGAGGAGAAAGCAGCCCAGGAGAUCCUACGACUCACACAGGAGGUGCAGGCCCUGCAGGUUGAGAGGGACUGUUUGGGGAAAGAGAAGGAGGAUCUGACCACUCGAUUACUGGAGCAGGAGACAGCUCAGGAGGAGAAUGUAGUACAGGCUGUGGCCCAGGAAGGUACAGCUCUGACAGCAGAGCUGGAUGAGGAGAGGAGGAAGUACCAGGGUCUGCUCAGAGAGUUCACCAGGCUGGAGCAGAGAUACGAAAACCUACGGGAAAUGAGCAUGCUCACUGAGCACUCUAAGGGCUACAGACGGACAGAUUCAAACCAAAGCCUGAUCAUGGAGCCCCCAUCUCCUUCCCCGAUGUCGCCGCCCUUUUCCGGGCCCCCUACCUUCCCAGCCACACCUUCCUUCUUCGGCCUCCCUCCCUUCCCCUCUCCGGAGGAGGUGAGGAGGGUUAGUGUGACGUCCCCCACCGCAGAGAGGAGGGCCUGGCUUAGCUCUGACACACUCAUGGACACUUUGAUGGAGAAUAUGGGUGUGGCUAAAGACUCAGCCGGGAAGAUGACCGGAGAAGACCUAUGGCACGCCUAUGAUGCUGUACGAGUGGCCAACAAGUUCCUGGAGAACCAGCUGCGUAGCCAGCGCUCUCAGGAGGAGGCGGAGCUGGAGGCUCUGCGGCUGCAGGCUAAACGGACGUGCUCUGAUCCCUCCCCCUCUGCAGACCAGCAGUACCUGGUGGGACUGGUGGAAGCCAGGGAGCAGGAGGUCUGCAGACUGAGGAGAGAACUGAAGGAGCUGAGACACACAGUCACACUCAGAAGACUACUGGCACAGACAGGCCCAGUGCUUUCCCAGUCCACAGAGGAUUCCUCUGCCCCCCAUGCCAAAGCUGGGACUGUCACAGGGCUGCUGGAGUGUAGGAAGAGGGAUGAGGCCAAGCUCAUGAAGACUCUCAUCACAGACGUGAGGGUGGACAGUGCCCUCUCCCUGCCACCUGGCCUGGCCGCUAGUGUGCUGUUCCUGUGUGUACGCCAGGCAGACUGUAGCGGAGACGAAAUCCGCGCCCGCUCUCUCUGCACUGCUGCUGUCACUGCCAUGAAGGGGGCUCUGAAAAAACACUGUAAUGAUGUGGACAUGACAGCACUGUGGCUGAAAAAUGCCUGCCUUCUCAAUGACCUACUGACCCAGCACUCCAAACAGGAUGAGGAUUUGGUUCCGUUGACCUCUGACCUGAGUGAGUUAAACCGUGCUCUGAGUGCCCUCUGUAUCCAGGCCUAUCAGCAGCUCCUGUCCAUCUCAGAAACCCGCCUGCAGCCCAUCAUUGUUCCUGCCAUGCUGGAGAGUGAGAUGAUCCCAGGACUGUCUGGGUCGGGGGUGAAGCUGGGGAACUUUAGGAAGCGUGUGGGGUCUGAUCCCAGGGGCGUAGAGAGGAAUGCAGGGGAGACCCCUAGUAUGGCUGCAGUGCUGAGGGAGCUGGGUGCCCUACACACGGCCCUGUCCCGCCAGGCCCUACCCCCCACCCUGAUGGAGCAGGCCUUCCGUCAGCUCACCCACCUCCUUUCUGCCUCUGCCCUCAACAGCCUGCUGCUACGCAAGGACAUGUGUAGCUGGAGCCGAGGCUUGCAGAUACGGUAUAAUGUGAGUCUGCUGGAGGAGUGGCUGCGGACCCGUGGGCUGCAGGCAGGGGGAGCUGUGGCCCUGUUGGAGCCUCUCAUCCAGGCCGCUCAGCUCCUGCAAGUGGGCAAGAAGACAGACGCUGACGCACAGGCCCUCGUUCACACCUGCACUGCCCUGUCUACCCAGCAGAUUGUGAAGAUUCUGACCCUGUACACCCCUCACAGUGACCUAGAGGAGAGGGUGACACUCAAUUUUAUCCGCACAGUGCAGGGUCUGCUGAAGGAGCGUUCAGACGGUCAGUCUCCACAGCUGCUGAUGGAUGUACGGCGUGUUUUCCCCGUCACCUUCCCCUCCCUGCUGCCCCCACCUGUCCGCGCUGACCAGCUGGACAUCCCAGACACCCUCAAAAUCUCCUUCCUACGACGGCCUUAGAGGAAGCAGUAGUUAUUCACUGUGGAUUACACUAUUUUUUGAAGUUUUGGUAUUGCUACCUCUGGUCUUUUUCCUGCAGGCUAUACAGUAUAUCAAAGUAAUUGUAAGUGAAUAAUACAUGUCAUUUUUGAUCAGUCAUAAGUAUUCUGUAUCAGGCAUUCUUUCAGUAGCACAAGUAUAGGACUCUUACUGCUACUCUUCCUGCGUAGGAUUAUUGUGCUGUUAGAAUGGCCAUAUGGAUUCUUUCUCAUCUGUUCCAGAAUAUGGAUUUUGGACACAUAGAUUUCCUUAUCUGUACUAAGAUUACAGUAUUGCCUGUCUGCUGAUUGACAUUUCCCUAUUUGAUGCAUCCCACAUACUUCAGUGCCUACCCAUGUGUAGUUUUCCACUGGGACACGUUGUACGUUGGAAGUGUGUGCUUAAUAUAUUGUUUAAUUGGUAAUAAGUUCCAGAUAUCAGAAGUUAUAAUUGUAUAAUGUAAACUUAACAUGUUUUUCACUCUGAUCAAUCAUUUAAACUUAAUGUCUGACCCAUAAUGAAGACUAUGAAAAAGAGUUCAGAUUUUCUCUAACAUUUUAUUGGAAUCAGAACCACAGCAACGCUGCAGUCUCCCACCUCCAACCUCAAGAAGAACAACCAGAAUAAAUACAAAAAUUAGAAACAUCUUCAGUAUAAAAGAAAUGACCUCAUGCGAGUACUGUGUACCACUACACAUCAUCAGUAAUACAUAUUUAUAUAUUCACAAACCUCUGAAAAAUAGAAAAUAAUAGUCAAAUAUCAAAAUAAAUGAAGACAACAAUUGGAAAAUACAACGUCAAAUAAACGCGUGCGGGCACAAGAAAGACGUGUUUUCCCCCCAUCAUGCACUGCUUCCUAUGUACAGGCUGGCAUCACAGUGGGAUCGUGUUCAAGAUUGACUACAUUGCAGUCGGUGACUGCAGACUGACUGAUCUACAAAUCGCCUCAUCCUAAUGAACUACUCAUUAUUACUUGUAGAUCAAUCGUUGCUCUUGAACACGGCCAAUGUGUUUGCCUGUGUGGGCGUGUCAGGGACAGUACAUGCGUGCCUGUCUGGUUGUCAUUGUGCUUCUUCUAUAUCUUUGUAUCAUGCCUCUGUGCCUGUCUAUACUACAUACAUGCCAACCUGAAAGGGUGAGAUUUCCUUUUACCUCAAAGCACAGACACCGAACGUUUCUCUGAAAGAAAAUGGCCUCGGUGACCGAAUGUACUCAGUAUCAUUGUCAACAGCAAUAAAUAAGAUAUUGUGCCAUUCGUAUUCCUUGCUACAGUUGCUAUACCUGUACGUUAAUGUAGUGACAACGCAAUAGUCUGAGGCUGUGUAUUCGUAGCCUAUAGACUCCUAUUCCAGUUCAAAGUUCAAAUGGAUGUCCAUCCACUACCCAGCCACAGCAGGAUUCAAGUUGACUAAGCAGCAGCAGAUUCACUUCAUUCAGUGUAUUUCUAUAGAUAUAUAACCAUAUAUGUUUGGUACAGAAGUACUAUUUACAAUGACAAUAUACAGAGUCUGUUGUUGAUCCUCUCUACGCUGAGUCUGUUGACACUGCUCUCCAUGUUAUUUAGCCACUACUAGCUACUGCCCCAGAACCUGGCCCGUUUCAAAACAACAUUUACACGACUCCACAAAAACACGUUGUGCUGAUAACUCACAAUGUAAACAUUAUAGGACUGCUCAAACCCGACUGAUCUACUUAGAAACGGUACUGAUUAGAUGCAUAGAGUCAAAUUGUACACACGUUUAAAUAUGUGAGCCACAUGUAAAAAUUGGUGAUUGGUGAUACUAUAUGCAGUGCUUUCUGGAGCUGGACCACCAGAGUAAGUUGUAAUUGGCAAGUGCAGCUACGUACACAGGUUCUGAGCAGUGUAGUGGGCUGUGGAGGGGAGAGAGGGGAGGCAGUGUAGUGGGCUGUGGAGGGGAGAGAGGGGAGGCAGUGUAAUGGGCUGUGGAGGGGAGAGAGGGGAGGCAGUGUAGUGGGCUGUGGAGGGGAGAGAGGGGAGGCAGUGUAGUGGGCUGUGGAGGGGAG
Oncorhynchus keta (chum salmon) is the source of this 7357-nucleotide messenger RNA. RefSeq names its product unconventional myosin-Vb. Gene Ontology annotation, biological process: vesicle transport along actin filament; actin filament organization. The record is from RefSeq and is a predicted model, not a curated record. NCBI's taxonomy places the organism in Eukaryota, Metazoa, Chordata, Actinopteri, Salmoniformes, Salmonidae. Gene Ontology annotation, cellular component: vesicle; cytoplasm; myosin complex. The transcript is spliced from 34 exons. Bases 264 to 5315 code for a protein of 1683 amino acids. Gene Ontology annotation, molecular function: ATP binding; microfilament motor activity; actin filament binding.